UAUAUAUAUAUAUAUAUAUAUAUAUAUAUAUAUAUAUAUAUGUGCGCAUUCUACAUUAUUAAAUCAAAUAGUAAUCUAAGAUACAUACUCAAAACUAGCCUACAUUUCGGUAAAGUGUUAUAAAAUAAGAACUACAUUACGAAACAUGCAUGUCUCUACACAAACUUCCCCUCUGAUAGAGGAGACAGGAAGAGGAAAUGGGGACAAUAGAAGAGGAAUGUCCUCAGAAUCCAGAAAUAAAAGGAAGAUAGUCUCCCCGCUGGAAGUUAAUGAAAAAGAGAGCAAUAUGAGAAUAAGAAGAAGCGAUACUUCUUAUGCAGAGGUAUGCGGUUCAAAGAAGAAGAGUGCUAUGGAUACCAGAUAUGCUGAAGCCUGCGAAUCCGCAGACGAGUGGACGAUCCAAAUGGGCAGGAGAGAGAAACGAAGGAUAAAAGAAAAGAUAGGAAAUGACAAAGAGGACAGCGGACCACCGCCGCCGCCGCCUACCGAGAAUCGAGGGCCGAAGAUGCCGAGAGUUCGUAGAAGGCCGAAGACCAUCCUUAUUAAAGUAGGAGAGGACAAGGAAUGGCUACAGGUGUGUAAAGAUCUCAUGGUGGCGAAGGAUGUUCUUAAGGAAAGCUCAGGUAUUCGUAGAACAAGAGCCGGGGACAUCUGAUAGAAACGAGGGCUGGCGCCGAGAUGAAAGUCGCUGCAAUAAGAUAAACAAGCUUAUUGGCGAUAAGCUACGAGCGAUAAGGUACGAGCGACGCCUUUACAAGACAAGGUGUCGGUAGCAUACUGCAAAUAAGUGUAAGGCUGUAAGUCCAGGAAAGGAGGUAUGCAGGAAGUGUGGAGGAAGAGACCACACAAUAGCAGGAUGUCCACAUUUACCGUGCUGUGCGAAAUGCAGCAAGGAGACUGGUAUUAGAUUUGACCAUGUGACGGGGUCCCUAGCAUGCCCCAGUUACGGGAAAAUGUUACGACAAGGUAGACAAGGGAGGAGAUAAAAAUUCUCCAGAUUAAUUUGAAUGUAGAUGUAGGAUGGCGCAGGAUCUAAUGUGCCAAAGCGCGAUCGAGGCUACACCGGAUGUGGCAAUAAUAUCCGAACCGUACAGGCAGCUACCUUACUGGUAUAAUGAUAAUAAGGGUGAUGCUUCGAUUUGGGUCACGCAAUUCAAUGGUCGAGCACCGGAUGAAACGCUUCUGUACAGGAAGGACAGACUAAUGGAUACUGGUGUAGGUGAUAUCCUCUGUUUCAGUGGUUAUUGCACCCCCAAAAUCAAGAUAGAGGAAUACAUGAUGUACAUAAAUAAGCUUGCAUCGGAGAUAAGGAAUGGUGUAAACAGAAACAAGAAAUUGAUUGUGGCUGGCGACUUUAACGCUAAGUCCACUUGCUGGGGAGGAGAAACCACA
Messenger RNA from Bombus impatiens (common eastern bumble bee), 1392 nucleotides. RefSeq lists its product as uncharacterized. NCBI's taxonomy places the organism in Eukaryota, Metazoa, Arthropoda, Insecta, Hymenoptera, Apidae. The record is from RefSeq and is a predicted model, not a curated record. The coding region runs from base 146 to 655 and encodes 169 amino acids. The transcript has 2 exons.